UAACGCUUGCGUCUGCUUUGUACCGCUGCUUGAAAUUCUUCUUUAAUUUCUAUUAUUUUCUUAUGGGACCACGGACAUACUUUGAUAGGACGUUAUACGGGCUAUGGGUGUAGAAAUAACCCACACUUGCCAAGCCCAUACUGUACACACGAUUUUAUCGUCACUCUUGCGCUCUUCCCUAGGAACUAAUAAUACGGUUAGCCGCCGUUGCUGUGGGGAGUGAAUUUGCUGUAGGAACCAAAACAACAGAGGGCGAUGUGCUUCACGGAUAGCGGUCCGUUUGUGGAAAAGGACGCAAAUAAACAGCAUCAGCGAUAAUAAUAUCGCUGAACUGAGUGUUUGUUCGCACAGGAGGACAGUCCGCUGUGCUUCUGUUUUACCAUAAAUAUGUGCUAGAUUUGAUAAGUAGAUGACGAGCUUCCUGCGAAUUUGUCGAAAGUUUAACUACGUUGUCUAGUUAAUCAGCCCAGUUGUUGAGUUGGUUAGCAAACACUCUGCAUUUCAAUUCAUGUCGAUUCGUAGUAGUGGUGCUUAAGAUUUUUUAAAACAGGGUUAAACUUUAAGGACAGAAGUGAACAGCAGCAAGAUCAUGUCUGUGGAGCUGGAUGUGUUUGUGGGGAACACCACCAUCAUGGACGAGGAGGUCUAUCAGUUUUGGUUGGAUGGCUACACUGUGAGUGAUGCGGUGAAGGUGCGGAUGGAGGGUGGCGUGCUGGAGGAGUGUGAAGCCAGCGCCGAGGUCCUGCAGAGCGACACAAUGGACCAGUACCGCACCUUCCAGAUGUGCGAGCGGCUGCUGCAUACCCCCGCCAAGCUGGCCAAUCAGCUGCUGUUUCAGAUCCCUCCCCAUCGGCAGGCCAUGCUCAUCGAGAGGUACUACGCUUUCGACAGUGCAUUUGUGCGGGAGGUCCUUGGGAAGAAGCUGUCUAAAGGAACCAAAAAAGACCUCGAUGAUGUGAGCCUGAAGACUGGAAUCACACUGAAAAGCUGUAGACGUCAGUUUGAUAACUUUAAGCGUGUGUUCAAAGUGGUGGAGGAACUCAAGGGCCCCCUAGUGGAGAACAUUCAGACACAUUUUCUGCUCUCGGACAAGCUAGCCAGGGAUUAUGCAGCCAUUGUGUUCUUUGCAAACAAUCGAUUUGAGACUGGAAAGAGGAAGCUGCAGUACCUGUCCUUCCAGGACUUUGCCUUCUGUGCUGGGCAGCUCAUCAGCAACUGGACUGUAGGAGCAGUAGAUAACAUGGUUGAGGAUAUGGAUGUGGAUCUGGAUAAAGAGUUCCUGCAGGAUCUGAAGGAUCUGAAGAUUUUAAUCACUGACAAAGACCUGCUGGAUCAACACAAGAGUCUAGUGUGUACAGCACUCAGGGGAAAGACAAAAGUCUAUAGUGAGAUGGAGGCCAACUUCAAGAACCUUUCUAGAGGCUUGAUCAACAUUGCUGCAAAGCUGACAAACACAAAAGAUGUCAGAGAUCUGUUCAUUGACCUUGUUGAAAAGUUCAUUGAACCUUGCCGGUCAGACAGGUGGACAGCUGCAGACAUGAAGCUCUUCCUCAUUCACUACACCAAUUCCGCACACAUUCUCGACACGUUCAAGCAUCAGGUGACAUGGGACAGAUACAUGGGCGUCAUCAAAAGCUGCAUCUUGAAGAUGUACCAUGACUAGUUACCCUGUUGUUCACUCUCCUGCAUUUUUCCAAAUCCCUUGCUUAUUUAUUUAACCUGUGAUAACCUAAUCUGCCCGGAUUUGGUUUUAUUUUUAUUUUUAAACUUCUCUUUUCUCUUGUCCCCAUGUCCCUCCACCCACAACUGUUACCACCUCAUUGUGCUCUUUCCUCUCUCCCUCUCGUUUCUCCUAGUUCUUCUGCUCUGUUUCAGUUGUGUGCAUUUGUGUAAAUAUCUGCAUAUGUCUUAGCAGUUCAGAGAUUCCUCUUUGUGUCCUGUAAAUUGUAAUUUAAUCAGAGUAAAGAUUUUGUUUGGCA
Molecule: messenger RNA, 1979 nt
Organism: Scleropages formosus (Asian bonytongue)
Lineage: Eukaryota; Metazoa; Chordata; Actinopteri; Osteoglossiformes; Osteoglossidae
Gene: fibpa
Product: fibroblast growth factor (acidic) intracellular binding protein a
Exons: 11
Coding region: 590-1663 (357 amino acids)
Biological process (GO): platelet aggregation
Cellular component (GO): nucleus
Molecular function (GO): fibroblast growth factor binding
Source: RefSeq, a predicted model, not a curated record